Diaporthe amygdali is the source of this 945-nucleotide messenger RNA. RefSeq lists its product as uncharacterized. Bases 1 to 945 code for a protein of 314 amino acids. Lineage: Eukaryota; Fungi; Ascomycota; Sordariomycetes; Diaporthales; Diaporthaceae. The transcript has 8 exons. The record is from RefSeq and is a predicted model, not a curated record.
AUGGAGAACACUGGAGAUCAACCAGCCAUGGGCGUGGGCCAUCUGGAGCCAGACACCAGCAGCGAUGACUUUGCCGAAGAUGACAUGUCCCUCUUCUCAUCGACGGCUUCUCUAAGAUCUUCUAUUCUGAGGAGCAUAGAGGAGAACGGUCGCAAAUACCACGGUUACAAGGACGGAAAAUAUGUUCUUCCAGACGACGAGCAAGAACUCGACAGGCAAAUAUUCCAAUAUGACUUAUGUCUGCUAACAUUCGACCACAAUUUAUCAUUCGCACCCUUCACCAAGUUGAAUAGGGUCUUAGACGUCGGUUGCGGCGUCGGCUAUUGGGCAUUAGAUUUUGCCGAGAUGCAUCCGGAGGCUCAGCCACCCAACGUACAAUUUGAGAUCGAUGACUUGGAGGAGUCGUGGAACUUCAGCUACCCUUUCGACUACAUACAUGCCUUGAUGAUGACCGGCGCAUUCCGAGAUUGGCCAAACUUCUACCGACAGGCUUUCGAAAAUCUUACCGCCAAUGGCUGGGUAGAGAACCAAGACAUUCACUUCCCAUUGUUUUGCGACGACGACACCAUGCGUCCGGACGGAGCUAUUAAGCGGUGGAGCGAUCUGAUGGUAGAAGCUGGAGAGAAGUCCGGCUUCAAUCUCUCCGUAUGCGGGCGCGCUGGCGACAUGAUGCACGAGGCGGGCUUCGUUGAUAUUGUGCGUAUUCCGUACAAGUGGCCUAUUAACGAGUGGCCGCGAGAGCCCAAGUGGAAGGAGGUGGGGCGCAGGACGGCCAUCAACUUCAGUGAGGGCAUGUCGGCGAUCAUGAUGGCUCUUUUCACGCGUUUUAUGGGCUGGACCAAAGAGCAGGUUGAGGAGUUCAGUGCCCAGGUGGACAAGGAGUGGCAGGACACAAGGGUGCAUGCGUACUUCUGUAUAUGGGUCACUUACGGGAGGAAACCGUGA